AUGUUCAACCGUGCUCUUCUUGCUGCAGCUCGCCAGACCAUUGGCCGUCGUUCCCUCCACAAGGGUACCGAAUCUACUCCACCACUCCGUUUCACUUCCACCACUGAGAAGGUAGGACUUUAUUCCUUGAUUGCCUUUGCUUUCCUCUCAUACCCAACAUACGUUCUUCUCAACCUCGAUAAUCUCCGUCCUAAGGGAGAUAACUUCUUGGCUCCAGAGGUGCAGGAAGAGAUUGACGCCAUUCGUGCUGCCCGUAAGUAG
Messenger RNA from Auanema sp. JU1783, 261 nucleotides. NCBI's taxonomy places the organism in Eukaryota, Metazoa, Nematoda, Chromadorea, Rhabditida, Rhabditidae. The record is from the annotation of a GenBank genome assembly.